This is a messenger RNA of Serinus canaria (Common canary), 3417 nucleotides long. RefSeq names its product chromosome 1 C3orf52 homolog (gene C1H3orf52). Lineage: Eukaryota; Metazoa; Chordata; Aves; Passeriformes; Fringillidae. The record is from RefSeq and is a predicted model, not a curated record. Bases 354 to 1106 code for a protein of 250 amino acids. The transcript has 6 exons.
AUUGUUUUGGCUGACAGCAGCAGAGAAAACACUGGUUCCUCUCAAAAUCGUCCCAGCAUUGCUAAAGGUUUAGUCACUUGCUUGUCAAGGACUGGUACAGGAAGGUAGGCAAACCGGAAAACCCAGUAUUGCACAGCUGAGAGUCAGAGUUCUCACGGCUAUGCAAAUCGAUACUUCCUCUGACUUCCCUUUCUCUGCAGCUAGGGCAACCGACUUUAUUUGUUCUUCCAAGGAAUUCCCCUAAUUUAACCGUAUUUUGAGACCUCUCCUGUGAACAAUAUCUCCACUCUUCCUGUUUCCAGCCUCGUGUCAGAGCUGCUACUGACCAUAUUUGCAGCUGAAACAAGAAGGAAAUGAGCUGGCUCCGUGCUCACUUCAGAGACAGAGGUCCUCGCAGAGGACCCUCUUCAGAGACAGAAGCAAUGAAAAGCCAGAGCUCUGCUCAGGAGCAUGAGAUUAUUGAAUUACGGGAACAUAACAUGGAGGAAGGUGAGACUGAUCGUGACAAGCCUCUAAAUGCUAAAAAGAGAAAGGAGAGAGAUCCUUGGAAAUCAUGCAGGAAUGUAAUUUUCUGGAAGUGUAAACUAUGGAUGGUUAUAUCUACGAUAUUUCUAGUGAUCUUCCUGGUCAUUCUCAUCAGCCUAAUUCUUUAUUCUAAUGUUUACACAGAUGAGGAUGACUUCUGGGAUCCUGAUGAAUUACUAAGCAAUGGAAAUUUUCACAAUUUUUCAGGAACAUUAGAGUUAUUGUGUGGUCUCCCACACUUUUCCUCCGAGGACAUUACUAAGAGGCUAACAGAGGUCUACAGCUCAUCUCCGGCUUUAGGACGUUACUUUAGGUCAGCUCAAGUGAUUUCUUUCAGUAAUGAAAGCUCCACUGUAAUUUAUCAGCUAGUGUUUUCUGUACCACUAUCAACAGAGGGAUUUAUGGAAAACAGUAUGAACCCAGAUUUUAUAAGGAACAUUUUACGUCAAAAUAUUUAUGAUGAAGAUACUCUUAAUCCUGGGACAACUGCAUGUGACAGGUUAAAGCUCGACCCAAUUUCUCUCACAUGUUUUCUAGGCAAUCACUACCAGCAACUAGGUAGUGAUUCCAAUUUGUCCUGAUACAAAUGCCCAUAUAAAAGUCCCAUGAGCUUUGAAGCUAUACUAAAAACAAUGCAUGGAGCUUCCUCCCCCCAGUGCCAAUUUACUGAACCACACCUAUGUGCUUUUAGAAUAAUCGUUGGCUAACAAUUCAGCAUUGCAGUGUAGGUAAGUAAGGUUUGCAAUUAACUCGUAUUGGUUUUUCUUUGGAUUCUUACCAAGGGACAAGAGAUCAACAGGUCAGGAGUUAAAAUUUUUAGAAGAAUUUUAUUCCUUAUAUAUUGACAGGAUUCUUAGAAAAAGUAGUGUAAAAGUGUUGGGGUCUCUAGCUGGUCAGAGUGACCCCGAGAAAAGUUCGAAAGUCUGCCUUCCCAGCCUCGCGCCUGAAGAAGGAGUCAGGGCUUUUCAUUUCUCGGUCUCAACGUUGUUUAUUCUAUAAAAUUUUUUCUCCAGUCCAGCCGAGGUCUGCUCAGCAGAACAGUUAGAGGCACUCUGCCUGCCCCCAGGGCAGUGUUAUCUUUAUAUAUUAAAAACUAGGUGUAAAAUAUUUACAAUUACUUUCCAAUACCAAUCAUCUAUGUUAGACAGUGAGCUUCUACUCUAAACCAAUCUAAAAGUGCUAACAUUACCAGUGAAGAUGGAGGUAGAGAAGAAGAAGAAGAAAGGCUAGACAUGCCCAAAUCCCUCCAUCUUGUCCCCAAAAACCCCUAUACUAAAAAUCCCAAAACCUACAUUUACACCCUGUGAUAACUUUAUUAUUACACUAUUUAAACUGCUGUGGCUUUUAGGUCUUCAUGUAAAGGUGGGAAUUUGCUCCAUGGUUCUUAAUCAAACCCACUGGUGUUCUGGGCUGUGUGGAAGUGUCUCAGAGCCCCCUGGCAAGGGUCCCGGCAACUCCAGACUCCCAAAGGGAUGUCCUGAGUUCUGGCAUAAAAGGAGACAGGAAAUAAUAUGUUGAAAUAACUGUUUAAAGUUUUGUUUUAAUAUUAAUAUAGUACUGUUUUAACUUUCAGAGAAAUUAUGGAAAGAGUCCUUCUUUUCAUCACUACCUAGAAGAGAUGCGAUUCCCUGUCUACAAGUAAUCCCAGGGCAGGGAACUAUUCAUUAGGUAGAAACACUUCUAAAAUUGUUGUCCUGUAAAUACUGCCUGUGGUGCAAUACUGUAAAUGGAAAAUGUGGUAUAUUUAUGACAGUGUUGUAUUGCUAUAGCACCACUACCUUCUUCUUCUGUAUCUCAGUAAUCCAUUUCACCCUUGAGAAAAUAAUGUAUUUGAUGCAUGCUCUGUUGACUUUGAAAGCUCUGCUUUGUCAUGCCUCAUGAUUAAAUAUUAAUGUUCUGCAUGAGCUUUGAAAGCAAUCUUGCACAUGGCUCCUUUCUUUUUCUCUUGUCUUUUGCAAAAUUAUGUAUACAGCUUCAUCCUCAAUGCUCACUUCCACUCAAAUUCAUAUAUGUUAUUUUUUCCCUCCAAACUUCAUAUGCCACAUUUACUUGUUGCUCUUUCCUUGUAAAACAGCCUGAAAACCUAAAUACAUACAUGUAUAUAUGUGUGUUGUAUAUAUAUGUGUAUUUGUAUUCUUUAAUUAAAUGCAAGGCCUUUGCACUAGCUUCUUAAGAAUGCUUUAGCUUUCAUAAUUUUCUUAAUCUUCCUACAGCCUCCUUGGAUGAGGUGCUCUUUGCUCUCUUUUUCUCUUCUUCAAUGUGAAAUACGAAAGAAGAAAGCAACAGCAUGAAGAGACGUGCCUUGUUCACUAAUGCAGCUGAAUGUCACAGGAAUAUUGAAAGGGUCGAAUUAGCAGUUUGCUUUUACAGUUAGCUACUGCUACUAGUGAAUAGACAGAUACUUGACCUGUUUUUGUAAAUCUGAAGACUAGUCUAUAUCCUUAAUUAUAGUUCCUGCCUAGCACUGUAGAUAAAAAGGAACAGAUGUAAGGUAUUUGCCUUAAUAAGCGAGUAAAUAGUUGUUCUUGUUGAUGACAGACUAGAGGAGAUUAAUCAGUGCCAAGAGGAUGGUGCUGGAGCAGAAGACAUAGGGCAGAGUGGCACAAAAGUUACAGGCAGUAACUGGCUAUAACAUAAAAAUUAAGCAUCACCUUUAUGCAGAAUGGAACAUAUUCGCUACCAUGUGAGUGAACUACAUCUUGUCAUUUAUUUAUAGUCUUAUAAAUGUUAGUACUGUUGGAUAGAACUUUUAUUUUAAGAAGCAUUUUGUAUUGUUGGAAAUGUCAUGGAAAAUUGUUUUUCUAAUAUUACUAGUUUAUUUAAGGAGUAAUCUGACAAUGUUAUUGUGCAUUAAAUUAUUUAUUUUUACUCUCAAAGUAUCUGUUUUCAUUC